This is a messenger RNA of Tribolium madens (black flour beetle), 1963 nucleotides long. RefSeq names its product apoptosis inhibitor 5 (gene cass). The record is from RefSeq and is a predicted model, not a curated record. The coding region runs from base 149 to 1720 and encodes 523 amino acids. Gene Ontology annotation, cellular component: nucleus. Gene Ontology annotation, molecular function: RNA binding. The transcript has 6 exons. NCBI's taxonomy places the organism in Eukaryota, Metazoa, Arthropoda, Insecta, Coleoptera, Tenebrionidae. Gene Ontology annotation, biological process: negative regulation of apoptotic process.
AAAAUGGACGAUGGGCACGCUAAAAUGACCGGUUUGUGAUCUAGUUUGUGUAAAUAAUUAUUGAAUAGAAUUACAUAAAAACGCCAAGAUAUUGGUUAAUGUUUUCCACCACUUUUCGAUUAAUAGAUUUAUCGAAACAAGCAGCAAGAUGAGUGACAACUUGGAGAAAUUGUACGAAAAGUAUAAUAUUUUAUCUGAUGCCAAAGACAAGGUCUCCCAGCAUUUGAACGAAUAUGUCGAGAGCAUUGAAGGUAUCAAAGGCAACGAAAGUGAGAAAAUGCUGGCAGCACAAAUACUUUCGAAAUUUUUCAAACACUUUCCCUCACUGCAGGAUAAAGCUUUGAACGCGUUGCUGGAUUUAUGUGAAGACGAAGAAAGCAAAAUUCGAGCAUGUGCGAUGCGGUAUUUGGUUUCUGUUUGCAAAGACGUGAAGGAGCAUUUGACUAAAGUCACUGAUAUUCUUGCUCAAAUGAUGCAGUUGGAAGAACAGCGUGAUUACACAACUGCUUCUUGGUGUCUUUUGCAGCUAUGGAAGGAAGAUUCAGUCAAUGUACUUAGGACUAUGUAUAACCAUAUUCGUUCUUUGAGCAACGCCGCAGCUAGGCUAAAAUGCCUCCAUUUCAUUCACCUGAAAUUUAUCAAACCCAUUGAAAGUCAACCAACAGAAAUAGAGAAUAUUGUUGUUGAAGAGUCCAAGAAGCUUUUACAAUUGCAGGAUGAUAUUAGCUCUGAGGAAAUCGUAUUGAUAAUAGGGUGCUUAAAAAAUUCAAAAUACGGAAAAACUGCAGCAGGUCAACAGGAACUCCUAGAUUUCCUUUCAGAGAUCAUGGAACUUGAUCGAGACUUUGAUCCACUUGAAGAUUGUAUUGUUGACAGAGUCAUCAUUUGUACCACACACGCUCUUCCUUUAUUUUCAGCAAAAAACGAGUCAACAAAAUUCGUGGCUUAUUAUUGCGAUCAGAUUCUCCCCCAGUGGGACAAAAUCGCUACCUUGGACCAAGGAGAAUUGUUCCAACUUCAUUUAUUGAGACAUUUGGCCGAACUUAGUAUCUAUUGUGGCAAAUUUGAAAACCCCUCCUUGCACGUAGUUCAAAUUUUUGACAAAAUCAAGUUGUACAUGCCAGCACCUCCAGAGAAUGCCGAUGUUUACAAAAUGCCCAACUUGGAGUUCUCUUUCGUUGAAUGUCUGUUGUUUGCUUUUCAUCGUUUGGCUCGUCAGUGUCCAGAUUUUCUCACUCAUGACCCCCAAAUCUUGAAAGAUUUUAGAGCAAGACUGGUUUAUUUUUCUAGAGGGGUACAAGGCUGCAAUAAAGUUUUAAAUUCAAAACCCAUUACAGGAUUGGAUCCUGUCAAUACUACAAAAGCAAAAAUUGCCCCCUCACUACUCAACAACAUCAACGUUUUGAUCAAAGACUUGUUUUAUCAACCCCCAAUGUACAAAUGUAACGUCACACUUUCUUUCAAACAGGAAAUUGUGGAGAAAGAAUUGAAAAAACCAGCCACCACUAGUGGACAAAAAAGACAUGUUCCUAUCACUUUUGAUAAUGGAAAUACAGGGGCUAAACAUAGUCGACCAACUCGUUCCGGGGACAAUGUCAAAUUGUAUACACCCCCUAGUGGAAAGUUUAGUAAUAACUUCCAGUAUGAUCGUGGGGGUUCACGGGGUAAUCGGUCAAGGGGCCGUGGCUCAAGAGGGAGGGGCCGAAAUUGGAGGAAUUAAUUUUUAGUUGUUUUUUAGCACUAUUGCAAAAAUGCAAUUCAAAACAAGUUCAUGCUUAUUCUUAGUAAGAUAUCAAAAAUAUCCUUAUACACAAUCUGCUUGCGUUGUAAAUAGAUGUUUUUUUCUACUAACUCGGAUUUAAAUGACAGUGUGUUGAUUUUAAUAAUUUGUGGAAAGUAUUUAGAGAUUAAAUUGAAUUUGUUUUCUAUACUUAGUAUUCAAUAAAACGAUUUGGAAAAUUAA